Chlamydomonas reinhardtii is the source of this 3479-nucleotide messenger RNA. RefSeq lists its product as uncharacterized. The coding region runs from base 428 to 2509 and encodes 693 amino acids. The transcript has 5 exons. The record is from RefSeq and is a predicted model, not a curated record. Lineage: Eukaryota; Viridiplantae; Chlorophyta; Chlorophyceae; Chlamydomonadales; Chlamydomonadaceae.
UUGUUGCUUGAACACUAACAGGAGUGCGACUAUACCAAGGUGUUUCCAGCGUCCCAAAUGCUUCAGGCGCAGGCAGGGUGCCUGUUCCGGCACCCCCUCUUUUCCGACUGAGCACACCCUGAACCCUUAAACUAGUCUGCUAACCCAGGCCCAGUAUUAGUACGAUACAUUCUUACCCUGCGCAUAUUGGGUUACUGAGCGGCUACGCUGGCGAUAACUGCGGUGCAAUUAGGCAAUAGACCUUUCAUGCGCAGGUGCUAGUGCCAACGACCUCACGAGCUUCCAGCCAGUAGGUCGGCCCAGUAUACCUGCCCCCACUUAAAUGGCGGGACUGGAGGCGGCGAGAGCCUCGCGACUGAUGGCCAGUGAAGCUCGUAAUCGUUUUCCGCGCCUGUGCACGAAAACGACAACUGGUUACAAGCUCGCCAUGCUGGUGUACCCUGACCCUGUCGCUGGGACAGGGUCCAAACAUGUUUUUGUGCGCCCGCCUGCCGCGCUGGGCGGUGGUGGAAGCCACGGCUGCUGGCCCACCACCGCCUUCCAGGCCCUGCUGGUGGCGUCCGAGUACUGCGCCGCAGUGCAGGAGCUGCUGGCCUGGGCGUUCCCCUCCCCCACGUGGGACCUGUACAAGCCCGUGGUGGCGCAGUGUGCCGCCGACUUCAUCUCCUCCGCUGCACCCGUGCCGCCGCCCGUCGUCGUUCCGGGUCUGGACCCCGUGCUGCUGCACUGCAGCCACUCGCUGUGGUCCAACUUCACCUUCCUUUACUUCCACGGCACACGGGACCUGAACCUGGAGGGGCUGGGCACGGAGACGCGGCAGGCGGCACAGUGGCUGAAGCGCCUGGUGGGAGACCGGGGCUGGGCGCCGGAUGGGCAGGUCUUCAGCGCAGCGCGCAGCUGGGCUGAGCGCACUAGGGAUCGCCUCACUCACGUGUGCAUGAGCAUCCCGGGCAUCGACACGCCCCUGCCCUCCACCGGUGGCGGCACGCCGGUGGAGGUGGAGGCGCUGCAUCGGCGCACGUGGGCUGCCGGCUGUCAGGAGCGCAAGGUGGAUGACACAACCAGCAACGAUAAGCCCUACAGGGCCAUGUUCCCACUGCGCAUCACCAACGAUGGCGGCAAGGACAAAGCCAACCGCCUUCGUUUCACGAUGCUGAACCAGGAGAUCCCGCGUCGAAUGGUCAACACUCGCUGCGGGUUAUUGCCUGAGGGCUUCACUCCAACGAAGAACUGCACGCUGGGCUUCCUCGUCCUGUCGGAUGUCAUUCAGGCCUUUGAGCAGUCGUACCCAAACUGGAAUGCCAGCAAAGAGCGCCAGGAUCCUAUGGGGCACACGGACGAAGAGCUAACGGUCCUUGGUUUCUACGGCAACGUUAUCAUUCGCGACACCAACCCGCUGUCCGGCGUACAUGGCGUUCAGCGCUACGCGCACAUCCUGGCCGGCUGCUGCCAGGGCUGGGCGGUGGCGCUAGAGCAGGCGCGGGGCUGGGUGAACGCGGCGGCGGCGGCCCUGCCGGACGCGGUGGAGGUUGCGACCAGCUGCACGCCGCCUCAGCUGGUGCUGCCCGCCAGCCUGACGCCGGCGGUGAUCCAGGCCAUGGCGGCCGUGGUGCAGCAGGUGCCGGUGGCGGCGCAGCCGCAGCCCCAGCCGCCUCAGCCCCAAGUCCCGCAGCCGCAGCCGCAGCUACAGCUUGCCACGGCAAUAUUGCAGUCACCAGCGCAACAGCAGCAGCCGCAGCACUCAUCAGUGCCAUUACUGCCGCAUCUCACGGUGCAGCUGCCCGGUGCGGCGUCCAGCAGUCCGGUGCCCUCACCUUGCGCCACCGGCCCCACCACGGACGGCUCGGGCGGCUCGGGCGCCGGAGGCAGCAAAUGCCGCUCGCCCUUCGCGCUGCAGCAGCAGCUGACGCAGCGGCACCAACAUGGCCAGCAGCAGCUGCCAUGGCCGGGGCAAACAGAAGCACUCGUGCUCUCUCCAGCAAGUACUGGUGCGGCGAGAGGCCCCAGCACGCAGCCGCCUGGGCUGCCGCCUCCAUCGCCAUCUGCGGUUGUGGCGGGCAGGAUGGGCAGCUUGUCGUUGGAGUCAGAGACGAUCGGCGAGUCGACAAUGAACGCGUUGGCUCGGGACCUGGCGGAGACGGCGGCGGGGCUGAUGGACGCGGAUGCGGCUGACGGGGGCUACGGGGAGGCGGCGCCGCCGCCACCAACCGCAGUCAUAGGCGCGGCCCUUGUGGCGCCGCCCGCCACUAGCAAGGCUAUCGGCGCUUCGGCAUGUGCCGCACAGCCGUCACCGGCACCCGAGCCCAGCCACGCCUCACCGGCCGGCUCCCGGCCGCCCGCUGCUGUGGAUCAGGUGACGCAGGCUCUGGGCCUGCUGAGCGGCGCCGCGGGCAUGUUGGAUCCGUGCAUGCAGGGGCGGCUGGGGGUGCUGCUUCAGGAGCUCGCGGGCCUGCAGGCGGACAUUGUGCACACGCAGCAGCCGCCAGCAGGCGGAGCGGAGCGGGGCUGAUCAGCCGUAGAGGGCCCGGCGGAGAGAGAUGCGGAGAGCCUGACGGCGGCGCCGGCACUCAUCAGAGCCCGGCGGCAGUGGUGCGGGCCUUUCGGCUCCGCCGCCGCGGCUGCUGCUGGAACUAGGCCCCGUGCACAGCCAGGCUGGGCGGGGCUCUAGCGACCAGUGACGCUGCCGCCAAUGCGCGGUAGAUGGCAAUGGCACUGGCUGUGCGUUAGGGGAGAGUUGGGUAGUGCGUAGGGCGGAGUGGCAGCUGUGCACAUGAGGGCGUGCCCCUGGUAUCCUGCCAGUGCACUAAGGCAAUAUGUUAUGUCGCUGCGAAGGUCACAUUCGCGUGGCGGCUGGGGUGUUGUGUAUUGCCGACAGUGUUAGGCACCGGCGGUGUGCUGUUGCAGUUGGCUGCUGCUUCUGCCAGGGGUGCUGUUGCUUCUGCCGAAGUGUGUGCUAGGGGCCGUUAAGAGCUCAGCGGCCGAGGGUAAGGGUUCAUCAUGUGCGUGCUCAUAUCCAAGCGCUUCACUUUCCUGGGUUCGCUGUGUCUCCCUGCUGCGAUCAGUGCGACGUGAGCGGUGAGCAUAAGGAUGCGACAUUGCUGGUUGCUACAAUGACGGGCUCCUGGAACAGUAUGAACCACACAAUGGGGCCGAACGAAGUAAGACACCCGUAUCGACAACAUGCUAUGCAAACCGAAGCCACGUUGCGUCCUCGUGUACAUCUGGGCCUGUCCUAAGCACUCCUGACUCGCUCAUGCAUGGAACUGGUCAUUGUCGAAGAUGGAUGCGAUACUGCCCUGCCUAACCUACAACACAAUGAUGACCAGGGCCCAGUUGAGUUCCAUUCGCCUGCUGUUCAACCUAGCACCUGCCAAAUACAAAGGACGCGCAUCCUGCUACAGCAGCAUCCUCUGUAACCGAAUCGAAUGCUAGGCCUCAACAGCGCAUCAAGCCAGCCAGCGAGCUGCACUUCUUUUGCG